Messenger RNA from Staurois parvus, 375 nucleotides. NCBI's taxonomy places the organism in Eukaryota, Metazoa, Chordata, Amphibia, Anura, Ranidae. The record is from the annotation of a GenBank genome assembly.
AUAUACACUGAUCAUCAGGGCACUGAUGAUCAGUGUGCCCUGAUGAUCAGUGUGGCCCCAGAAGUGCCAUGUGCCAGUGCUCAUCAAUGCCACAUUCCAGUGCACAUCAAUGCCACAUAUCAGUGCCCAUCUGAGCUGCCUUUCAAUGUCACCCAUCAGUGCCAGUCAGUGCCGCCUAAGAGUGCCAUAUAUCAGUGUCAUGUAUCAGUGUCAUAUCAGUGCUGCCUUUCAGUGCCCAUCAGGGAUGCCUGUCAAUGCCCAUCAGUGCAACCUACCAGUGCCUCCUCAUCAGUGCCCAUCAGUGCCACCUAUCAGUGUCCAUCAGUGCAGCCUAUCAGUGCCCAUAACUGCAGCCUCAUUAGUGCACAUCAGUGA